Messenger RNA from Linum trigynum, 4488 nucleotides. The record is from the annotation of a GenBank genome assembly. NCBI's taxonomy places the organism in Eukaryota, Viridiplantae, Streptophyta, Magnoliopsida, Malpighiales, Linaceae.
AUGACUCGAUAUUUGCACAUGUUUUCCCCUUUGUUUCUUGAUCGUUUGAGCUUUAAUUAUCGCGUCUUUGGCCUAUUUUAUGCUAGUUUGUGUUCCUUUGUCACAUUUCAGGUCCUAGCACAUAAAGUGAAGCAUAGGCGCAAGUUUCAAGUCAAUCAGAGAUCAAUUGGCGAUUUGGGAGAAGAAACUCGGGCAUGACCUGAAGAAGAAUGGAUUUCUACCUCACUUUAUGGACAAAGAAUCAUGCAAGCUUGACAUUAAAAGAAAGAGGACGAGACUACGAGCGUCUGGGAUCAAACGGCGACUGAUUCGGAGUCCGGACGAGGGAGAAACGAAGCAUUGAAUAUAGGGGAACAGGUUCGGCAGUAAAAACACGGGCGCGCCUAAAUCAAAACACGGCCGUGCCCAUAUUUAGGCACGACCAUGUUUUGGCCGACGCGCGCGAGCGUGUUUUUAACACGGGGCAAAACACGGGCGGUCAAAAGCAAAGCACGGCCGUGCCCUCGACCGUGUUUUGCCCAGAAUCAAGUUUUUUAACGCAAAUUCGAGCCAAAGGAGAGGGAGAGCUGGGUUUUGGAUCCCAAACACCCAAGGGACGAACCAAAGAGAGAAAUGGCGAUCUGAGGGCAUUCUAAGAGUGGAAUUGGAGGAUUUCUUCACCUUGGAAGCUCGAGGAACAAGCCCGGACUUGAAGACUGAUCAUCUGAAGAUUCUUACUGCAGUCUCUCUCUUCUCUAUGGAGUAACUUCCCUUCACUUAGGUUUUGAGGAACCCUAGCUAUGUUUGUUUGAUUGGAUGAUUGUAUGAGUACUCUGACUUGAUAAUCUUGAGUUCAUAUUCAAUCUAUGCAUGUUUUCAUGAUUCAAUUCUGCUUUAGUCGAGAUUAUUGAUUCUGCUUUGAUCCUAUGAGAGGGAAUACCUGAUUAGGUCAAUAGGGCACCAUAGAUUGAUAGUAGUGGAUCGAUUGCUUUAGUCGAGGAUUGAUUCACUGCUUUGUAUCGAUUGAGAACCUCUUUCGAUAGAGGGAGUCUAGUUCAGAACGCCUUGAUCAGUUGUUCUAGAGAAGGAUACGUCCCUCUAGGCAAUUGACUCAAGAGGGCCUUGUUCCUUUAGUCGAGACUCAAGGUAUAGUCAAGGAUUCUCCGCAUUGUGAAUGAAAGUGAAACAAGUUGGAAAUCAUCAAUCGUUAGUCUGGCUAGUGGCUAGGGGAAAUCAUACCUAAGUGAGUUCCCAACCUGUAAUUAGAUUAACUUUAACUGUAGUUUGCUAGAGUAGUUUUAGUUCUUCCUUAUUAAUCUGGGUUGCUAAAUAAUAAACUGAAGCUGAGUAAUAGUAACUCUAGAGACCCGUGGAUUCGAUAUUUAUCACUUGAGCCACUAUACUGCAGUCCCUUCCAUUGGUUACACUUGGCCAUUGUUAGGUGUUGUGUCGUAGCGAGUCAGACAUACCCGUAAAUAAUUUCUUCAAACACUAAUAUUCUUAUAUUAUCGAAAUUUUUUAUAGGAAUAUUGUCAUAAACACUAAUUACAAUAAUAAUUUAUCCAUAUUAUUAGGAUAAUAUUGUCAUCAAGACUAAACACUCAAAACGAUCCAUAUUAUUAGGAUUAGAUGCAAACCGACCUCAUUUUGGUUUUCGAGUGCAAGUUGGGAGAAAGAGAUAGGAUUUUGGUAAAACUUGUACCACCCAACUCACAAUUUUCAAAAGCGGGUAAAACACGCACUGAACCCAAAAUCCAUCACUGCAUGGUUUUACCCAAUUUAAUUGGGUUCAUACGGAUUGGCUACCCAAAGAUCCAGGUUCAACUGACAUCUCCUACUACUACUAGUGAUGGCAAGUUGAACUUGUCUCGCCAAGUAUUACCCGACCUAACUCACGUCGGUCGAGUAAUAUCUGACCUACAGUAACGUGGGGCGAGACAUGGGUACUACUUCCAACCUGCCCCAUCUUGUUCUUGACCCCUGCUAGCUCAAUUUGUCUCCUUAUUUCUCCUAUGUUGACUUAUAUUAACUCAUAUUUUCACCCAACAAUACUUUAAAUAUGCAGAACACUUUAUCAUUAAACUAAUUGGACUCAGUUAGUCUACCUUUUAUCUAUAUUUUCAUUUAUGAACUAAUUUUAUUUUAUUUUAUCUCUAAAAAAUAAAGAUUUUCUUCAAAUAACAUAUAAUAAUGCGUUGACAUGCCUGGAUCCCUACCCAUGCAUAUAUUAUCCAACAUGACAUGCGGAUGGUGCGGGACAGAUAUGGCUAUUGAGGUACCAGCCUCGUCACACCUCAUUGCCAUUACCUAUCCCUACCUCUUACCAAUGUAAAAAUGGGCAUCUAACGGCAAAUGCAUGAUUUUCAAACCAGUUCCAUGUCCGCCAGUUUUAUUAGGUCUGAUCGAUACCGACAUCAAAUCUUCUUGGAAGACUCUGGAUUUGCGAAGAAAGCAAUAAAACUCGAUGAAAUCGAUGAGUCUGGCCUAGCUAUGGGUGAAAGAUGCAUUCUUAUUGAUUGGGAAACUAUGGAGUCUAAAGAUCCCAAGUUGAAGGAGAUGGAUGGCAAUGGGACAAUAAGUUUCUCACAACCGGAAAGAAACUUGUGGACCAAAUUAAGAAGAGUAGUGAGGCAUGCUCGUUUUGUGGAUUGAUAGAAAAACACUAUCAUAUUUUCAGGGAGCAUGCUUGGGUUCGAUGAGUAUAGUGAUAACCCUCUCCAGCCUAUGUUCAGUAAAGGGGAGAAUCUAACAUGUGAAACUUGGUUGUGUGCCCUUUAGGAGAAAGAGUCGGAAGAGCAUAUUGGCCAAUUCCUUAUUUCGUUGUGUUUAAUUUGGAAAGAAAGAAAUGGUCAAUGAGCAAUAUACAGUUUGAAGAGUAUGAGAUCAUGCGAAAAACGUUGAGUUGGUUAGAAUAUUACAUUGAUUAACACCUUCAUAAUCUAGUCUCUGAGCCGAAAAGAGAGUGAAUAUGGAUGCCCCUGACUAGUGUUUAUUACAUAAUCAACGACAAUGUUGCUAUGGUGACGGGACAAGGAAAUGGGUUUGCUGUUGUGGUUCGGGAUUAGCAUGGUGAAAUGUGUUCAUGUCUUGAGGGGGUGUACCAAUCAUGGUUUUAGCAAUAUAUAUAAUUCUCGUUAGAUCUCUAACAUUGAAGUCAAUAUUUCAUUUGCUUUUUCGUCAUUCCCGUUGUCAUUUUUUCUAGAGUUCUUUGAUAAUUCUACUAAGAUUACUUUUUCUCCCCACAUGCAUUUAUGUUGGAAGUGAUGAUGACAUUUAUAACAUUCCGGGUAGCAUCGGUCGUGAUGAUAACAUCAAGACGACAACACUUCGAUGUGGGUAAGAACAUACUAUUAUCAUGAUGAUGACAUAUAAAACAACAGUGGGGAGGGGGGGGGGCACAAGGCGGCGAUAGAGCUACACUAGCCAUGGCAACCGUGACAAUAUAAUGUUGAUAGGUGAGAUGACGAUGACAAACUACAAUCACACACUCAUUAUUGUUAUUCUAGUGAAGAGGAAAUUGAGACAAUGAUAAUGGUUGAGGCAUCUCAUUAUUGAUGCCACAAUUUAUUGGAGGUUGGCACAUCAUAGAGUUCGAAGAGAGACUAGUUAUUCGUUUGGCUAAUUCAUCUGAAGUUGUACAAUUUGGUGUUUUCUUGUUGCAGUUGUUGUAAGGUAUUGAACUUUUCUCCCAACCCUCGUACAAUGGUUGAGAGAUGACUCUUUACCCAACUCUAGUGCAACAGUUGGGUAAUUACACUUCACAUAGCUAUUAAGUGCAAUGGUUGAGUGCCGAGUCUCCCUCAAUCAUGAAGUGCAAUGGUUAAGGGAUUGACCAUCCAUUAGUGCAAUAGAUGGGUGGAUAACAAAUAUAUGCUUGCAAAACAAACCUUUCACCCAACAUUUAUGUGCAAUGGUUAGGGUGAGAGCACAUGGAUGUAAUAAAAUAUUAAGAGACUAACUAAAUGAAAUAGACACUAGCAAAUAACAAUAAAAAUAAAAUUCUUUAUAUUUAUUUACCUUUGGGUGUAAAUAUUAGGGGGAGCGGUGAGACGACAUCAUAUUGGAGGUGAGAAAAUGCAUAGUCACAAUCCCUACACAAGAAAGACUUUGGGUUAGAGAUUAAAGAGUGAUUCAAUGACUCGAGUCUGCUAUAUUCUAUACAUUUCUCGAUAUGAAAAGUGACCAACAUUAUGGUAGUAGGGUCGUAUAUAGAGGGUGGUGACAACUAAUGAAGCAAACCACUUUUGGCAUAACUUAUUGAGAGUUUUUUGUGGAGGGAGGCCAAGAUGAUUGGGUGGUGGCACUAUGUUAAGGCGAUUGUCGAUAAAGGUAGCUAAACACGAGAUGGAAACCAUGGAAUCAAGGUGAAGACAUCAGAAACUCGAAUGAUAGGGAUUUUCACGCUAAUGGUCAACAUAAAUGGUGGCAAUGGUGAGGGCUUGGUCUUGAAGGGUGGUUUGUAAAUCUCAAGUCAAAAAAUAUUUUUGUAAAUAAUCAUUUUGCCUCCAA